GUUGUUUUGCAGCUUAACAUUACACGCGAGUAAUCCACCGAAAACAUCCGUCACAAGUCGAAUAGGUAUAAUCCGACAAAUAUUGGAUCCAGUGAAACCAUUAAGUUCGAGAUAGGAACUCGUAUGCUGUGUUUGACGAUCCACUGAUUUUAAUAAACAUAACUUGCCGACGAACGGCAGCUUAGCGUUUCUCAUCUGAAAUCCCGCCACUGAAGAUUCGGAGGUAUUUUUCGCCACGGGAAACGAGAAAAAAUUUAUCUAAUUUCCUGGUGCAAAGGAGGCUCGAAUAGCGUUCCAAGUGGGUCGAUUAUUUUCACAAAAAGCGAUCCGAAGAUUCGUCAUGGCACUCGCGAACCGAGGUGCGGAUGUCGAAGUUGAGAUGGACCCGAAAGGCGAGUCGCUGGUCAAAGGCACCAACUUCGCUGGGAAUAAGAAUUUUGGAAUAUUUUCAAUUCGUACUCAGAUGGAAAAGAUCUUACUUGUCGUUGCGGCGAUUUUGCUGAUUCUGUGCAUCGUUUUUAUUGCGCUUUUGGCGAAAGAAACUGCGGAUAACGAUAGCUCUAAAGCAUCGACAACUGGUGGCCGUGAAGCCCAAACGACUGCUGAACCAAACCAAACCACAUCAAAGCCUACCGCAAUGCCCUCGCCAAAGCCUACCACCAAGCCUUCAGGAAAGUACGUCUAUUCCGAUGAAGCUCAGCGUAUUAAGUUUCCUGACUUUUUGAAGAGGGUUCAGGACACUUAUUACGAGUAUAAUCGUGACCAGUUUGCCUGGCAGUCCCAUAAAAAUGUUGCAGAAAUAACUGAUGAUUUGAAAACUAGGUCAGUUCCAUGA
This is a messenger RNA of Dendronephthya gigantea, 835 nucleotides long. RefSeq lists its product as uncharacterized. The coding region runs from base 341 to 835 and encodes 164 amino acids. The record is from RefSeq and is a predicted model, not a curated record. Lineage: Eukaryota; Metazoa; Cnidaria; Anthozoa; Malacalcyonacea; Nephtheidae. The transcript is spliced from 3 exons.